Molecule: messenger RNA, 666 nt
Organism: Achroia grisella
Lineage: Eukaryota; Metazoa; Arthropoda; Insecta; Lepidoptera; Pyralidae
Gene: Obp49a
Product: general odorant-binding protein 67
Exons: 5
Coding region: 1-666 (221 amino acids)
Source: RefSeq, a predicted model, not a curated record
AUGGCCACGAACAGUGUCCGCGUGUAUAUAACUGCUGAAGUAUACGUCACACCAUCACUCCACCCCAACAGCUCAGGUACUCACGUAAUAGCAUCACAAGGUCCUCCACAAGAGUUCUUCCAGGGUGGACAACGAGGUCCACCACCAUUCCCACCCAAUCUACCUGAGCAGUGCAGACGACCUCCUCAAGACGUAUACAACCCUCACGAAUGUUGCAAAAUACCUCCUUUUUUCACGGACGAGGAUUUCCAAGAAUGUGGAUUCAAGAAGUUAAAUGAAGAGGGGCCCCCAGAAAGGCCAUCAGGUCCACCUAAUUGCUCAAAACAACUGUGCAUGCUUAAAAAGUAUGACCUUCUCGAAAAUGAGACUACUAUCGACUACCAGAAGUUAGAAGCAUUCCUCGACAGUUGGACGGACAGUAAUACAGAAUUCCAGUCUGCUAUCGCUUCAGCUAAAGAGAUAUGUGUCGGAAAACCAUUACCGGGACCGCCGCAAAUUUGCGAGGCUAACAAAUUAGUUUUCUGCAUCAGUUCUACUUUGUUUUCUAAAUGUCCAAUUUGGGAUGAUUCCGAUGGAUGCCAGAAACUUAAAAAUCAUAUGGACGAGUGUAUGCCUUACUUCCAAAAUCAUUUUAAAAAUUCAGCCGUAUCACCACCAGAUGUAUAA